Molecule: messenger RNA, 276 nt
Organism: Elephantulus edwardii (Cape elephant shrew)
Lineage: Eukaryota; Metazoa; Chordata; Mammalia; Macroscelidea; Macroscelididae
Product: cytochrome c oxidase assembly protein COX14-like
Exons: 2
Coding region: 1-276 (91 amino acids)
Biological process (GO): mitochondrial respiratory chain complex IV assembly
Cellular component (GO): mitochondrion
Source: RefSeq, a predicted model, not a curated record
AUGGCACUGUUGCUGGAAUAUGAAGAAGUAGGCGGUGGAGCAGCUGGAACAGCAAAGAUGUUCUAUAGCAUCCUUCACUGCCGUCAUCAGUCAAAGCAACAAGAGGUAACUGCCAAGCAGCUAGCCGACAUUGGCUACAAGACCUUCUCCACCUCCAUGAUAUUACUUACUGUGUAUGGGGGAUACCUCUGCAGUGUCCGAGCCUACCGAUAUUUUCAGCGGCGCAGCUUGCGACGCCAGGAUGCAGAAGAGCAGAAGACUUCAGGAGUCCUGUAG